Molecule: messenger RNA, 2753 nt
Organism: Cryptotermes secundus
Lineage: Eukaryota; Metazoa; Arthropoda; Insecta; Blattodea; Kalotermitidae
Exons: 2
Coding region: 670-2541 (623 amino acids)
Source: RefSeq, a predicted model, not a curated record
CCUUUGCCCGAAUUGUGAGUAACCAGGGCAAGUACUUACCAGUCAGAGGGUGCUUGGCAAAGAGACUUGGAAAGUUACGUUCACCGGGGGUACAGGUGUGCUGAUCCCCGUAAAGACGCCGGUGGUAACUAUUAAGUGUGCGUCCCCAGAACAGUAAGCCUACGUCCACGAAUUUGUGAAGGGUACCAAUACGGGCUGUUUCUAUCCAAUUAGUGUAAAUUAAAUAAAGACCCCAUACAGUUAAUCGGUGUUGAGGUUACUUCCCUACACCUAAGCCCCACUAAUCACCCAAGUCGUGGCCUGUCAACACGCCCUGAGAGGAGUCGGAUUGCUCUACCGAGACUAGCAGAACCGAAGAAGGACGGUUACAGGGUGAGUGUGGCGCCCAACGCGACGGCCGAUAUCGCGACAAGGGUGACUAGAGGCAGUGAGGAGCCAGCGGAAACAAUCAGUGGUUAAGUGCCAGCACAAAAGUGUGAAAAAAAGGGCAGCGGACCUACCUACGAACGCCACAGCAGCGCAGACAACCGCCACUGCAGCUGUCAGGGACCACACCGCAGGGGCCAAGAGGAAGUACGGACGGAGUCGCAACCUAGCUUCCAGAGCGCGGAGGGCCGCCCAACACAACAACAUCGAACACGCAACACCAAGGUUAGUCAAGUGACACACAUGGCCAGCCGAACGCUUCGGAACCGGGUUAUAGAAGUGGAGCAGGCUGAUAGUGAGAACAUGUCGGGGGUAUUUUCUGCAGACCUGUCGUGUGACCAGGGGGAUUGUGUUGAAAUAGAGGGGUCAAGUGUAGCAGUAGAAAGUCUGGAUGAGUUAGGAGACCAGGUUAGGAACACGAUGGAAGUGACGAUACAAGCCCAGAGUGAAAAUAUUGCAGCCGACUCCCCCGCUGUACCGAGUUAUUUACAAGACUUAUUCGCCAGCAUGAUUGCAUCGAUGAAGACUGGGAACGAAGAACUGGCCAGUAAGUUAGAGGAGAAAUUAAGGGAGAGUAAUGAUCAGAUGAGAGAGGAGAUCCGGAGGGAAAACGAGAAACUGGUAGAGCAGUUUCGACUAGAUAAUCAAAAACUCAGCCAAGAAUUUUCAAGGAAACUUCAGGCCGAAACGUCUAAAGUGUCUCGCCAGGUUAGGCAACUACAGGGUGACACGGACAGGGAAUUACAAAUGGUGCAGGAGAAGCUUCAGGGAAUCAGUUCGGAGUUCGAGACCCGGCUGGAACAGCAAUCCCGGAGCAACCAGGAGUUGACUGGUGAACUCUCCGGCAAAGUUCUGGAAGUCAGGACGGAGGUAGAUUUAAUUGGCGAUCAGGUAAUUCACCUGGCUAAUGAUAUAGAAAUAUUAAAGGGCGACCUGGUAAAACGUGCAGAGGACUUAGAAAAACGGCAGGGGGAGAGCACCGCACAGCUAAACAAAGCGGCAGAAACCGAAAAACUUGGAAACGAACGCAAGUUCGAGCUAUUAAAUUCCGCGAUUGGUAAACUGAAGGACAAGCUUGCCCGAGCGACUCCCAUGACUUGUGGUACAGAAGUAACACAAAUCAGGGAAGUGACGAACGCUGUUCAUGGCUCUCCCACUCCACCGCCCACUGCUAAUAUAGCUAGAAUAGAAAAUGUACAAUGCAGUUGUAAUUCGAAUUCAUGUUCUGUGUGUGUGAAUGGGGUUGCUGUGUGUGAGAGUACUAUAGAGCCUGUACGCCAUCACUCGGCGAACAAUUAUUUGAGUUGCGCUGACUUCCCGUUGCCUCAGUUCGACGAUAGCUCGGAGGUUAACCCGAUAUUUCAUCUAAAUCAGCUGGAUGAAUUCAUGAGGCUCAGGAGUGUGCCUAAGCCCCUCCAGCUAUCGCUAGCAUUCAAAUCUAUAGUGGGUGCUGUAGGCAAACAGUGGGUGGCCACUGUAGCCCGAAACCUGAGUGACUAUGAGCAAUUUAAGGUAGCAUUUUCCGGUAAUUAUUGGUCAAAGUCAAAGCAAAGCCUAGUCCGUUGCAGUUUGUAUCAAGACAGGUUCAAUCCCAGGUCUGGUUUAUCUCUGUCCAGCCAUUUCCUAAAGUACGCUACCAUGGCCUCUUAUUUGGAACCCAGGCCCUCUGACACAGAAGUAAUUGAGGCGGUCAGACAUCACUUUCCAGUAAUGGUCCAGAGGGCAAUGAUAGGCUACAAUCUGAGUACGGUAGGGGAGACCUUGGACCUGUUGAAAAGGGUAGAGAUGAUGGAAGGGGACGGGUCAUACCGAGGUUCGAACCCGGUAACCCACCAACCCGAUCCGACUCCCAGAGGGAAUCCACCUAGCCGUGGGGGAUAUGAAAGAUCACGCCCCAACCAAUAUCACGCAAGGCGAGUACAGUACGACCGCCGGAACGAUUACUGCCGCUAUGACAACCGGCGUGGACACCAGACACGCGGGGGGUUUGGACCGUCCGCUAGGGAUACGGAGCCGGUCAACAGCCGCCCCGCUGCAGGGAACUCCUUGAACCCCCACGCUCCCACCUUCGCCGGCACCGAUGGACAACGUCGCGCUGGGGACUUGGGAAACUAGAGCAGGGAGUUGUUGAGGACCGAAUGACUCUCGCCAGUAAAAACAACGAACCGACAGGUCCACCUCACAGGCUAAGCCUUCAGGGCAAGAUUGCAGUAAACGUUAAUGGACCAGAAAUUUUGGAUGAGGGAAUCGAACCAGAGGCAGGGGGAUUGAUAUUGUUCUUCAUAAAUGAGAACGACUUAGCUUGCUGCCCUCAAGUGAACAUUUCU